GCGAGAAAGGAUUGGCCAUCGUGUCGCUUCUUAUCGCGUAUCACCUCCUACUUUUGGAGCUAUUAUGAUAUAUAUAUACGAAGUACGUGCUAUGGAAAAUAUUCUACAAUAUUCUACGAAACAUGUUUUGUGUACUAUACGUCAUUUUAUACGCCUCCAAGAUGUGGUUUAAUUAGGAUGAUCUUGUUUGCAAGACCUCGUGUUCCGUUCGUGAGAAGAAGUAACAAAGAUGUCAUGCAUAGUCGAGAAGGAAUAUGAUCCAUGUUUCUUCCGUCGAAUAUACCGAAAAAGAAUCAUGCGAUAAUCAUGUUGAAUGAUACAUCUGAAAAAAUCGUGAUCUACAUAUUCGUAUGAAUACAUGCGAACAUGUAGACAAAUGCAUUGUGAUUAUUAUUGCACACGGUUCUGUGCAAGAAAUCCAUAUGUGUGUACGAUAAGGUUGAAACUCAAUAAGAUUGUAUCAGAUCAAAGUUGCACAAAGAUUCUUUACAAUGCGAGAGUGGAGUCUGGUUGUUAUCCUUGCGAUACUAUCCUUCAGCGCAGGACAGCAGGUGGUAAAUAAUCUUAAUACUGAACUGGUGGCAGAACAAGAUGACCCUCUUCUUUUAUUUUUUACUCUUAAUGGAUCACUUGUGGGUGUUAGCCAGCAAUCUGGAACAAUACGGUGGCAACAGAACGAUGAGCCAGCAGUCAGUGCCUACUCAAGUGCCUCACAAGUGCCUAUCGAUCUGUCGCAGACCAAAAUGCCAGUGUUUCUUCCAGAUGCAGACGGCUCUAUCUAUCUCUCUUCAGGGGAUUCAAAACCAUUGAAAAAGCUGCCAUUUACCAUCCCUCAACUGGUGGCUAACAGUCCAUGUAAAAGCAGCGAUGGCAUAUUCUACACUGGCAAAAAGAUCGACGUUUGGUUCAGCAUUGAUCCAACGACCGGCGAGAAGGAACAGCUGAGUUUUACCAAAGUGAAAGACACCUGUCCCUUGGAAAUGCAGAAUACUAUCUUUGUUGGUCGUGCAGAAUACAGCAUUAGCAUGGUCGACAGCAAGCACAAGGAUAGGAAGUGGAAUCUAACGUUCUACGAUUAUUCCGCUGCACAAAUGGCACCAGAUGUAACAGCCAAUUAUGACUUGGUACAUUUCACUACGAGCUCAAGAGGUCGCGUUGUGACUCUGGACAGGAGAUCAGGCAAAAUUCUUUGGGAAUUAGACCUUGAGAGUCCGGUGAUAGCGAUGUACACUGUAACGAAAGACGGACUGCUGACAAUUCCUUUCAAGCGUAUCGCUGAUUCAUCGCUGGAAAUGUCUAUUACAAAACCGACCGACGUUUCAUUAUUGCCAACUUUGUACAUUGGAGAGCAUCGAAAUGGCCCUUAUGCUUUACCAUCGUUGGUCGCCACGAUACCGAACAACACUGGACAUUUAUUGCUGGAAGGGCCAUUAUUGACGUCGCAUUUUCAUGCGAAUGAUAACAGUGUGCCGGAAGAUUAUAUUUUUAUUUCCAACAUUGACGAUGACGGUUAUCAAGACGUCAAACGCACAAAAGAUGGCAUUAUUUUAGGCCACUACAAAGUUCCUGUGGAAUAUAAACUGCAGAAUCAACUCCUUCAAAUAACUGGAUUAUCCAAUCCAAUAAUCUUGGACACUUCGAAUAGCACUGAGACGAAGUUAACUGUCGCUGUACAGACAGACGUGUCAAACGAUACUGCGCAGUCGGAAAGUAACCAGAGCUGGCAGAGAAUUAUAUCGAAGACCUACAACGAGAGUAUGAUGUGGAUAAUUAAUCAGGAGAACAAGAAUGUCAAGUUGAUCAUUGCGGCUUCAAUGAUUAUUAUGGUUUUGUACGUGUUUGUCCGAAGAGCAAGACACUUGAGGUACAAACAGCAACACCGACAACUGUCAUUGAUAACGCUCAAGGGUUCGCGCGAAAGCAGUCGCACGAGUAAUUCUGAUAAAGCAGGCUACCCGGUUGUUAUGCCGGAAGACAUCGGAGAGGGCUUGGUGAAAGUCGGGAAAAUUAUAUUUGACACAGGACAAGUCCUUGGCAAAGGAUGCGAUGGAACUUUUGUAUAUAGAGGUGAAUUUGAUGAUCGUGCUGUGGCUGUGAAACGUUUGUUGCCGGAUUGUUUUACGUUCGCAGAUCGUGAGGUGGCUCUGUUGCGGGAAUCAGACGCCCAUGAAAACGUAGUUAGAUAUUUUUGUACCGAACAGGAUCGUAUGUUCAGGUACAUCGCCCUGGAGCUGGCCGAAGCCACCUUGCAAGAUUACGUGGCCGGUACAUAUGACAGGGAGAAGAUAUCUAUGAAAAAUAUUUUGCAUCAAGCCACAUCCGGCUUGGCACAUUUACAUAUCUUGGAUAUUGUACAUAGGGACAUUAAGCCUCACAAUGUUCUGCUCUCUGUGCCUGGACCUCGGGGAGAAGUACGUGCAAUGAUAUCAGACUUUGGAUUGUGCAAGAAGCUUCAACUUGGUCGCGUGUCGUUUUCGCGAAGGUCUGGCGUUACCGGAACUGACGGUUGGAUAGCGCCGGAGAUGCUAAACGGAGAGAGGACGACAUGCGCGGUCGACAUUUUUUCUCUCGGCUGCGUCUUCUAUUACGUUCUCUCCGGCGGCAAGCAUCCCUUUGGCGAUCCGUUACGACGACAAGCCAAUAUUCUCUGUGGCGAAAGCGAUCUGACAGGACUUCAGGGAAUAUUCUCGAGCGACAAAGAACUAGCGUUACUGGUCAUCAAAGCGAUGAUAUGUAACGACCCUGCUGAAAGACCGCCAGCUUUGGCGAUCUGUAACUAUCCUAUCUUCUGGAAUUCAGCAAAGAUUCUGGGUUUCUUCCAGGACAUUAGCGAUCGAGUGGAAAAGGAUCAAGCCGACAGCCCGGCCUUGGCAGCCCUGGAAGCUUGCGGUGAUCGUGUGAUACAAGAUGAUUGGAGGCUGCACAUAGAUACAGAAGUUGCGGCAGAUCUGCGGAAGUACAGGAGCUACCGGGGUGAGAGUGUAAGAGACCUGCUCAGGGCUUUGCGAAACAAGAAACAUCACUAUAGAGAACUGAGCCGGGAAGCACAAAAGAUCCUCGGCGACAUUCCCGACAAGUUUGCGGACUACUGGUUAUUGAGAUUCCCGCGCUUAUUGCGCCACGUGUGGUGCGCGAUGCAGAGUUUCCGCGACGAGUCGAAUCUCAAGCAGUACUAUCACUCGCACUAUGCCUUUCCGAGCGACUGCGAGGGGCAACAGGCGAACGUGCGGACGGACGGAGUCAACAAUACACUUAAUGCGCUAUCGACGUCGGCUAUACUGGACUGCGACGUUGAAAAGGGAUGGAUGGAAACUGUGAAUUGGAGUCCCGCUCGAAGAAGAACCCGUAAUCACAGAAAGAAGCAAGAGAGAAAAAAGCAGGAAGACCUCACGCCGUGGAUCUUGUCUGAAUUGAAAUUGUAAGACAAUCGCGAACUAACAAAAAAUUGAAAAAUAGUGUAUACACUGGUGUGUAAACCAAAUUGAAAAUUUGGUCUGAUCGGAGUCACGUUUCGAUAAAAUCCGUUGUUGUUGGACCAACGAGAAGAUUCUAUUAGGGCAUUAACGUAACGAUUUUUAUUAAUAAUAUCGUACUUAAUAUAUGAUGUUUUUGAUAUCGGUUUUCAUUCCCGAUAGUGUAAUGUUAAUUUAUCGUGGAUGUUUCUCGCGGACAAAUAUUUAAAAUGAAGAUGAUAAAACUUUUAAUAUUUUAAUAUCUUUAUUUUAAAUCGUACUCGUAAUAUACAACAUACAAAGAUAGAAAUGUAGCUGAUGUUGGGUUACGAUAUUAAAAGUGAGAAGUAAAUAAGCUAAAUAAAUGUGUGAUUUAUACUUG
This is a messenger RNA of Linepithema humile (Argentine ant), 3834 nucleotides long. RefSeq names its product serine/threonine-protein kinase/endoribonuclease Ire1 (gene Ire1). Gene Ontology annotation, biological process: mRNA processing; IRE1-mediated unfolded protein response; intrinsic apoptotic signaling pathway in response to endoplasmic reticulum stress. NCBI's taxonomy places the organism in Eukaryota, Metazoa, Arthropoda, Insecta, Hymenoptera, Formicidae. Gene Ontology annotation, cellular component: IRE1-TRAF2-ASK1 complex. Gene Ontology annotation, molecular function: protein serine/threonine kinase activity; RNA endonuclease activity; ATP binding. The record is from RefSeq and is a predicted model, not a curated record.